Molecule: messenger RNA, 460 nt
Organism: Alosa sapidissima (American shad)
Lineage: Eukaryota; Metazoa; Chordata; Actinopteri; Clupeiformes; Clupeidae
Product: ASNSD1 upstream open reading frame protein-like
Exons: 4
Coding region: 60-362 (100 amino acids)
Source: RefSeq, a predicted model, not a curated record
UAACCUCUAUACAAGAAAAGAAGAAGAUACGUACAGUAAGCGUUAGCCACGUUGUGUAGAUGUGUGGUAUCCAGGUCGAUAAUAUUUCAUAUAUUGUUUUGUUUUUACUGACAAUGACAACCAAACGUAAUCUGCCGGCAGCAGAUACUGUGCAAGAAGAGACCACUCAAAAGGAGGAACUGAGCAAACAGAUAAAGGAACAGAACAUUUUGGUUGAUGAGCUGUCCAAUCUGAAGAAAAACAGGAGGGUCUACCUCCAGCAGCCCAAUAGCAACAUUUUCUUCCUGACAGACAGAGAACAGAUGCUGAGCACAUGUAAAAAGGACCUGGACAACCUAAAGAAAGAGUACCAAGCCAUGUAAAACAAAACGACAGAAAUAGGAGCAGAAUGUGUGGAAUUUGUUGUGUGGUGAGCCUGUCCCCUCAGUCUCUCGUCUUAGCGGACCGAGUGCAGAAAAAC